CAGCUGUUUGAUUAGUCCCGCCGGUUGCUUAGUAAACUAACGGAAGUGUAAACAAAAAUUCUUAUUAGAUUUUUAAAAAAUUUCGGGCAAAAAAAGUACAAAAAGUCGUCAUGGAGGGCAAGGAUAAUCGAUCGAAAGAUAAGCGUCAUAAAAUGAAGUCUCACUAUCGCAAUAAAAGCAAAUAUUGUACCACCUCUUCGUCCUCGGGUCAAGUAGAGACGGUACGUGGUUAUGUUGAUGUGGUGGAUUCAAGUGAUGAACGUUUUAUAGAUAGAAAUGAGUGGAUAAGAGGUGGCCAGAAAGUAAAAGCCGCUAAGACGUAUCCCUUGGAAUUGGAUGACUUCCCUGCUGGCGAGGAAGAGAACGAACAAAUGCGUGCGGGAGAUUUCACUUCCAUGUCUCAAUUACCCGCCGGCAUGGGUGGACAUUUUAAAUUCGCCUCCGAAAAGCAAUGGGAACAAGCGGAAAAUGAGGAAUUCCUAGACAAUACCGAAGCCAGUGAAUAUUUCACUUUAAAUUUGAAACUUUUAAAUGUGGGUCUACAAACUAUACCAUUCUACAAGCGGAUGGACUACUCAUCCUCCAUGUUUAGCAAGGAACAAUUGCAAAACAUGGAAAAAGAAGCUGAGGCUGCUGAGAAGACAUAUCAAAAUGUUUUGAAAGAACACAUCGAAAAUCCCCGUAUUAAAAUUAAUUCCGCCAGCCGUAAGACCAAUUCUGCUAAAAGUCAAAAAUCCACUAAAGCUAAAUCUCCAGAAGCUCCCGAUGAAUUGGAUGAGUUAUUAAAUAUGACCUCAGAUCAAAUGUCAAAAGUUAGUGUAAAAUCUGGUGCUAACACUCCGGCCUUGAAACCUAACACACCGGAUAAUAAAAGUGCUGCCGGCGUUAGUUCGACGGUUGCAGAAAACAAAGAUGAUAUACAACAGUGGUUGGAUAAUGUACUAGAUGAAUAAAGACAAAGGUAAUUAUGGUUAAAACUUUUACUUAGUAGAAUUUGGAAUUGUUAAAAUAAAGUAGAAGUUGGAAUUUGA
Molecule: messenger RNA, 1031 nt
Organism: Lucilia sericata (common green bottle fly)
Lineage: Eukaryota; Metazoa; Arthropoda; Insecta; Diptera; Calliphoridae
Gene: Aven
Exons: 2
Coding region: 111-953 (280 amino acids)
Biological process (GO): negative regulation of G2/M transition of mitotic cell cycle
Source: RefSeq, a predicted model, not a curated record